AGGCCCAUCUACAACAUCUACCACAUGACGAACGCCAUCUGGCAAGUGGACGAAGCCAUGGAGCUAGGUGCGAACGCCAUCGAGUCGGACGUCGCAUUCGACAAAGACGGAUCGGCGGCCUGGUUCUACCACGGUGCGCCGUGCGACUGCUUCAGGAGGUGCCAGCGCUACGAAGAAGUGCCGACGCUUCUGCGGUACCUCCGGCGAACUACGGCCGGUGGCAUAUAUGAAAAGCGCCUUGUCUUCCUUUUCUUGGAUCUCAAGACCUACUCUCUAUAUCAGGAGAGAAAGUACCGUGCAGGCGUAGACAUCGCAAGAAAACUUCAGAAUCAUCUCUGGCUUGGAGUGCCGGUCCACAAGGCCUUGAACGUUCUGCUGUCCGUAGCAAGCGUCGAUGACAAGGAACUCCUCCUGGGAGCGACCGAAACCAUUCGCCGCGAAAUGCCCGAAAUGAUGGCCAAAAUAGGCUUCGAUGUGAGCGGCAACAGUGAGCUGGACCCCAUCGAGAACCUGUACCGGGAACUCCACAUUGACGGCCAUCGGUGGCAAGGGGACGGCGCCACCAACUGCAUUUCCUACGCACGCACGUCCUGGAGGAUCAACAGCAUCAUCGAGAACCGCGACGCCGGGGAACCGUCCAACUUCAUCGAGAAAGCGUACCAGUGGACCGUCGAUAUGCCGAAGCACCUACGACUGGCGCUAAGGCGAGGCGUGGACGCCAUAGUCACCAACAGACCGGACCGCCUGGCGAGUGUUCUCAAAGAGAACGAAUUUCGAAGUACGGUGCGACCCGCGAACGUCUCGGACAACCCGUGGACUCGGUUCGGGUGCCGCUACAACUGCGACAGGAUUCCCUUCACUUCGGCGGUGGUCACCGAUGAGGACGAUGAAGUCGCUUGGGCUGGCGCGCCCGAAACAGAAUGA
Molecule: messenger RNA, 924 nt
Organism: Rhipicephalus microplus (southern cattle tick)
Lineage: Eukaryota; Metazoa; Arthropoda; Arachnida; Ixodida; Ixodidae
Product: dermonecrotic toxin SPH
Biological process (GO): lipid metabolic process
Molecular function (GO): phosphoric diester hydrolase activity
Source: RefSeq, a predicted model, not a curated record